This is a messenger RNA of Colletotrichum navitas, 1416 nucleotides long. RefSeq lists its product as uncharacterized. The record is from RefSeq and is a predicted model, not a curated record. Bases 464 to 1207 code for a protein of 247 amino acids. Lineage: Eukaryota; Fungi; Ascomycota; Sordariomycetes; Glomerellales; Glomerellaceae. The transcript has a single exon.
GUACCUAGCUACCCCGUGGCCCCAGGUUUCUACCUACCUACCUACACAUUCCCCCCAUCCACUAAUUACCCUAGGUAUCUGCCCGAUCGGUCGCAUCAGCUGCUUGUCGCAUUCAUGGCUGUUUCUGUGCCCAGCGAUCACACACUCUCUCUCAUCUCCUCUCCCCUCCCCCCACUCCCCAUCAAUGACGUCCUCGGCUUCUCACAAGACGGAACGUGGAGACAGAGGCAUCCGUACUGGACGACCAUCUUGGCGCCGCCUUUGGACAGGUGCAUGGAAAGGAGCACACAUGGCAGCCGUCCAACAACCUGAACACAGAUGGACACAGACAAGCAGCAAAUAAAAUAAGAAUAUUAGUAAAGACCUGACUUACACACACAAAGUCUUUGGUACAAUUCGAUGCGCUGACGCGCCGUGCCCAUCUGCCCCGCCGUGCCUUCCAUGUUCCGUCCCAUGCCAUCCCAUGCCAUCCUGCCGCAUCACCUCUUUUUCACUCACCUCACAGUCUUGUGUGCCUUCCCGGCUCCCUGCGUCCGGUGUCUCCCAUCUCUCCUCGUCCUUGUCUUCGCUCCCCCCCAAUCAAAGUCUUGUGCCUUGCCUUGCAGAUAUCUCACCUCGCCUUAACCUCUCCAACCACCCUUUCCCUACCUACCUACCUUACCACCCGCCCAUCCUCGCUCCGGCUACCUCGUCAUCCUCGGGUCGUCCAUCGCAAGACGAGAGAGGCCUAGACCACCAACAUCAACGACGGCCCUACGCACCGCGACCGAAUCCGCCGCCCGACCCCUACCCAAUCAAUCUUUCUCGACCUCGCAUCACCCUGGCCGUCUAUCUACUCCUUCCAAGAACGUCCGAACAUACACACAAGCUGCAUUCUCUCUGUCAUCCCCCAACCUACCUACAUACCUACGUCGCUCGCCGCCAUCGACGUCUGUCUUGGCCACCUGGCUGCACCAUCAUAGUUGCGCCCAAGAAAACGACCCUUCGUCCUCGCGACGUCACUCAACUCACCCCAAGUCGCACAACCCAGAGCCCUCUCGCCAUCGCCAAUUGCUCUCUUACACUCCUGGACGCCAUCCGCACCUCGUCCGAGCCCUACUUGUUCCGCACCGUUCGGCCUCAUCGCGUCGCAUCGCACUGCAUUGCAUCACGGCGCAAACCGCCUUCUCUGAUGAAUCGUAUUCGCACGCCCGCGUGCUGCCGGUAACUGGACGCGCCCUGAUACAGCUACACGCUUUUCUUUUCACACCUCCGUGGAUCCUGUUGCUACGCUGCUCAUCGCCAUCGCAUUUUCUUCGACGACGCUGCGCCCCCCUCUCCCGCCCAAAACCACUCUCCGUCAUUUUCUCUGGCCAUCGUUGCCCCGCCUCCAUUCUGUCGGCUCUUGUUUUCUCAUUUCCACCCCACUCCUUGCAG